GCGCGUAAAGAGCGUCAGCUUCAUAUGCAGAUGUACCCCGGCUGGUCAGCUCGGGACAACUAUGCGCAGAGCAAGGAACCGAAAAAGAAACGAAAGCGGGAUAAAAUCGCGGACAAUUCAGGAAUUCCUAUGAAAAAAUGCCGGGCCCGAUAUGGUUUGGAUCAGAAUGAGUUAUGGUGUAAGCCAUGCAAGCCUGAGGAGGCCAUUGACGGUGUCGACGACAACAUGCCGAUGUUUAGCAUGUCAGGUCAUGGGAACAUGGGGGACAUCACUCAGUCCCCUCCUCACAAUCUAGUCUCUAUCUCUGAGCCGCUGCUGGACUUACGGAACUACAGUCAGAUGAGCUGCAGCUUGAUCGGUACGGGUCUUGGCUCCAGCUGCUCAGGCGGCCAUGAAUCAGCUGAUCUCAGUGGUUUGAGUAGUGAUCCUACAGGACAAUCUCCAAAGUACAUUUGCCUCUAACAUCAAUAGACGAGAAAGAAAAAAUGUGUGUUUGCUGGAGGAGGUCUGGAGGGUUGGGAGGAUUCAAGUGAAACAGAAGGAUGUGAUUCUUCCACAAG
Messenger RNA from Eurytemora carolleeae, 560 nucleotides. Its product is annotated as protein pop-1. Gene Ontology annotation, cellular component: beta-catenin-TCF complex. NCBI's taxonomy places the organism in Eukaryota, Metazoa, Arthropoda, Copepoda, Calanoida, Temoridae. Gene Ontology annotation, biological process: regulation of transcription by RNA polymerase II; canonical Wnt signaling pathway. Gene Ontology annotation, molecular function: DNA-binding transcription factor activity, RNA polymerase II-specific; RNA polymerase II cis-regulatory region sequence-specific DNA binding. The record is from RefSeq and is a predicted model, not a curated record.